GCCGAUUUUUUUAUUCAUUCAUUUUCAUUGUUCUCAUAUUUUUCAGAUAUUUUUACGCAUUGGUAUAAAUAGCACGAGUAGAAUUGAAAUUUUAGUUACACCCGGUUUUUUUUCGCUACUCGUUAUCGUGAUAUGUUUUUAUUGAAAUACGUACUUGUGGCCAAAUGGGUAGUGAAUUAAAUCUACACACUACUGAAUCCAGGUUCUCAGCAAAUUGUCUGUUAUGUCAAGAUUCUUUAUACUAUGUUACAUUUGGACUAAAUAUCUUUUGCCACUCAUUUGUCAUAUCAUUAUCAGCACAUUGAGUAUAGCAAGCAGGACAUGGAUUGGAAGUAUAUUUUCCUUUAUGUGGAACUGGACUGGGGGAUGGUUCAGCUGGACUCGGCAGUCAGAUGAAAUGUUAAGGAACAUAGAAAAGAAAAUAUUAUCAUGUUUAAAGACUGUGUAUAAACGAUUCUACGUGGAUAUCGGAUCGGUGGUGGGACAGAGCGAUAAAAUAUGGACGAUAUCGCUCAACGAUGAGUCUUCAAAGACUCCGCUCGUGCUGCUGCACGGAAUGGGCGCCGGCCUCGCCCUCUGGUGUCCAAACCUUGACGCCUUGGCCGCUACAAGGCCUGUGUAUGCCAUUGACGUUUUGGGCUUCGGCCGUAGUUCCCGCCCAAAGUUCUCGGAUGACGCGGAAAAAGCCGAGACUCAAUGGGUGGAGUCGGUGGAGGAGUGGAGACGAGAGGUGCACCUCGGGGAGAUCAUCCUGCUGGGGCACAGUCUCGGCGGGUAUAUAGCGACCGCGUACGCCAUGAAGUACCCAGAAAGAGUGCGGCACCUAAUCCUAGCCGACCCCUGGGGCUUCACAGAGAAGCCGUCCAAUGUAUACGAGAAAUACCAAGUGCCUUUUUGGGUACGUGCGGUAGCCACUGCUGUGCAACCGUUCAACCCACUGUGGGCGGUCCGCGCCGCAGGCCCGGCGGGCAAGUGGCUGGUCAGCAAGACCCGUCCAGACAUCAGCAGGAAGUACGUCAAGUACAUAAAGGACGCCGAAACAGUCAUACCCGAGUACAUCUAUCAGUGCAACUCGCAAACGCCCAGUGGUGAAAGCGCCUUCCACACGUUAAUGCACGGGUUUGGUUGGGCCAAGAAUCCAAUGGUGAAACGACUGGACAAACUAGACCCCGAGCUUCCCAUCACUGUGCUGUACGGCUCAAGGUCGUGGGUCGACAACACUACUGGCCAGCUGCUCUGCGAGCAUCGGCAGACCAGUAAAACUUAUGUCCAGGUAAUCAAUGGCGCUGGUCACCAUGUGUAUUUAGAUAAACCGGAAUUAUUCAACAAAUACGUACUGGAAGCGUGUUCACGAGCAGACGAGAGAAAACCGGCGUCGAAUACAGAACUGGUACCGGUAACCAACGUGGAACAAAACACAGACAUUGCGAAUUCUUGAUAGCGAUGUAGCCCUUAGAUAGUAUUUAAUUGUUGUUACUAUAAAUUGACUUGUGCUUUAUUAAUAAUGUUUUGUAAACAAUCACAAUACGCUUUGAUACUAGUUAGGCAGAAAUCUUAUGCAUUUGUAAUAUCGACCAAAUUGGUAUAUUCUAAAGUUUAUAAGUAUUUAUGUACACAAGUACCUACAAUUGACAUCCUAUUUAAUAUGAUUAUUAUCACAAAAAUUAAUAAAUCAUAUAGUGUCAUUUUUUUAAUUAUAAUUUUAAAUUAGAAGUAAAAGCAAAUUUUUCCGCGGAUGUCAUUUUCUCUCGCGUACUGAAUUUAAGUAGACGGCACAUAAUUUAAACUAUAAAAAAAUACUGGCGACUUCAUCUGCACGGAUCUCAUAAUAUUCCGCAGGCCAUAGACUAAAAUAGUUGGCGCGAGUAUCUCAAUCUCUGAACAAGAGUGCCAUUAUUUCUACCUACUAUGAAGAUGUUAUUUAUUUAUAGUAAGUUAAUUAUAACUGUAGAUCUUAAUUUUGUCAAUCAUAAUUUUUUGGACAAUAAUUUCAAUGUAGGAAGUACGACUUAAAAUUUAUCUUUUGUCCAAGUAGGCAAUUUUCACUUAUUAGUAAUAAAAAUGGGUAUGAAAUGUAGUUACAGUUACUACGUUUAUUUACAUCUAUAUCUGUGUCAUCGACUAUUUAAAAAAAAAAUCUUUUCUUGGAGAUGCCUACUUUACAUGGAAGCUUUAUUUAAAAUUCCAAAUUCCUAAAUUUAGCUGUAGAUUGAUAUAUCGGACUGUUUUAUUUUUCAUGUUAUGUAGAUAUACCAAAAACUCUCUUAUAAAAGGUACGUGGUCGCAAAUACAAUUGCUUCAGGGAAUAUAUUAAUCUACAAAGCAAAAUGAAGUUUCGAAUUAUAUUUAAUAAUAUUAAUUAGAGUUAAAGAAAUCGAGUGUCUGAAGUAUAUUGUUAUAUAACAUCGUUGAAUUCAUAAUUUACGGUAGAACGACAUGCGUUCUACCGUAAAUUAUGAAUUCUAAUUCGCUCUCUCCGAGAGACUACCGCUACCAUAAUGAAUCUACUGUAAACGACACUCAAAUUGUAAUAUCAGGUUGUUAACUACGUACGUGAUCAAAUACGUGAUCACGAAAAUUAUUUAUUGUUUACAUUGUUUACCUAAUUUAAAUUGUUUUUAAGUGAUUAUUAAAAAAUAAAGAAACCCUUUGGGUUUCUUUUUGUUAAUUCAUCAAUCCCUAAAUACUGUUUAUUGUAUUUUAUAAUCCUAAUUUUUUUUUAUUAUAUAAUAAUGCCGUACCUGAUGCCCAAAAAUACUAACAUAUACCUACUUAUAGUACAUAUAUAAACAUUUAAGGUAUUAGACUGCAUAUUAUUGUUUAUAAAUUAUGUUAUAUUUUUUUAACUUCAUUGUUUUUAUUUUUAAUGAAAAAUACCAUUAAUGUUGAUUUUAAUGAUUUGUUAAAGUUUUAUAAAAACUAAAAAAAAAACAUUUUGAAGAGAUGAAAACUUUACAAAACUGUUCUAUACUUUAACAAGCCAUUUUGAUUCGCAAAUAACAGAUAUUUUUUUGUGACAAAAUUAAUAUCGAUUGCAAAGUAAAAUAUUAUAAUCGGUUUUGAAUUAGUAAAGAUAUUAUGUAAUAUUCAUAAAAAAAAAACUGGCAAUUGGAAAAUUCGCUUUUUCAAAUUGCUUUAAGUGUACGUUUUGAAUUCCCACGAAGAGAUUAUAGCAAAUACUGUAUGCAUACCUAAAAAUCGAAUUAAAUGUUCCAUGACGUACACAAUUAGAAAAUAUGCUAGUGAAAUUGAACUUUGUAAACAUUGUGAACUGUCAUUACUAUUUAACUAAUAUUGAAUGUUUAUAUGUCCUACUAAAUAAAAAAUUCUAAGAUACCUGCAAUUCUAAGUACAUACUGAUUUAUAAGGUGCACCAGAUAUGUACUAGAAUUAUAGCCGUGUCGUAUGUUAACCAUUCCACACCUUUUCUAUUCCAUAAUAUCCUACCUUCUUAUCGCGUAAAAAUAUUAACUAAAAUCCUUAUUAUUAUAAGAAUAAUCUUUCAUUAUUAAAUUCGCCUUUGGAAAUCCUGAAUGUAUACAUGCCAUUUAAUAUGUGGCACAAAGGUGAUAUAAUUUUACCAAAAGCACAAAUGUGUUCUUUGACAUAAUACUAAUAGUUAAGAUUAAAAUAAGGCAAAUUGUUUCGUUGUCGUGUUGUUAUGUGGCCACUGGCUUUUUAUACAUAAAUGGAAGGUAAUGUAAAUAAACGUAAUUAAAGACUU
Galleria mellonella (greater wax moth) is the source of this 3724-nucleotide messenger RNA. It is a transcript of the gene puml, whose product is annotated as 1-acylglycerol-3-phosphate O-acyltransferase ABHD5. The coding region runs from base 224 to 1438 and encodes 404 amino acids. Gene Ontology annotation, cellular component: lipid droplet. NCBI's taxonomy places the organism in Eukaryota, Metazoa, Arthropoda, Insecta, Lepidoptera, Pyralidae. The transcript is spliced from 9 exons. The record is from RefSeq and is a predicted model, not a curated record.